Molecule: messenger RNA, 2564 nt
Organism: Rubroshorea leprosula
Lineage: Eukaryota; Viridiplantae; Streptophyta; Magnoliopsida; Malvales; Dipterocarpaceae
Source: the annotation of a GenBank genome assembly
ACUUUCAUUCUUGCUUUCGAAAAAGUGACCAUGACUUUAGAGGAUGUGGCAAACUUGAUGUUGCUGCCUAUUGUUAGGGAAAAUGAUCCAUGGCACAUAACAUUGACGUCGAAAGAGCUUGCCAUGCAAGUGGCUUUGAAGAAGGUGAUGAGGAAGAACAACAAUGCCUCUUCCCAUUCAGAGAGAGGAGAGUACAACGAGAGAUUUCUUCUAUACCAGCUUGGUCGUGUUACCAAUGGGAAAGCUUUGAAGGAAUAUCCUAUGGUGAAGUGCAAUUAUACCAGUGGAACAGCUCCGUUAGCCUGCUCUUGGAUAGGAAAAAGGCAGAUAAUGCCAAGGACGUUUGGUCCACCCGAAGUGAGCUUUUUCAACAAUACAUUCCCAGCAGUGCUUGGAAACCAGGUUUACGGACUUUAUUGUGGGAGACUCAAGCCAUCUAGAGAUGCUAGCAAUGAUAACACCAUCCAUGCUACCAUGCAUUACAUGGCUGGGGACAUGGAGUUUAGAGUGCUAUUGCCCAAAAAGAGUUGCGAGGCAUGGGCACCCAUUUGUCAACCUGUUCCUGGCAUGACAGAGGAAGUAUAUGGACAGAUUGGAGCUGUUGGUGAAGAACUCGGGCAGAAAGCAACUGGCGGUGUUAGAGCUGGAGAAAAAGUUGGUGAAGCUGUUCCUUCAAAGAGGUCAACUCUAGGUAAGAGGAAAAAUGUUGCUCAUCCAUUCAAAAGCAGAGCAUGCAUGACUUUUACUUCGCCAACUAGCAAACAAGGUAAGGCCAACGUGCCUACACCCUCCAAGGCGAGAGUUACUAAGGCAAAGGAGACGAAUAAUGACAACAAUAGCGAUGAGAGCUCUUGGGGCAAUCCAGAUCCAGAGGUAGGCAUAUUGCUAGGCCUUUCCUUCGUGUGUCUCUUUGUCAUUGUUGACCUCACUGAGGAUCCUUUGACAUAUGGCUUAAUGUUUGUGAGCCUCUUGUCAUGGAGCACGAGUUUGAGGGCCCAAGUCAAGGCCAUCGUGGCAAGAGGCGGCAGCCAUGAUAGCCACGGGCAUGGACGCGGGCACGGACGCGAGCACAAGCGUGACAUGGAACGCUCAAGAGGCAGGCCUUGCAUGGGGUCGCCGUCGAGACACGCAGGCGCGCGCAUGAGCGGCCAAGGGCGUCCAUAUAGUAGUGAUCCUGCAUCCUUCACAACCGAGUCGGUGAAGAAAGCUAAAGCCAAUGAACUUCCGCCACAAAAGCCUUCUAUGGGAAGGCAUGAAGAUUUUAUAUGGCCCGAAAUAGCAAAGAUUCAGCUAGAAGCAAUGGUAUUGAAGCUACGUCCCAUUAAUGAAUUACCUCCUUUCAGGGCUAGCGACUUCGAACUAGUCCCAAGAGGAUUUAUAUCGAAGAAGAAAGUUGUUACUACUGUCGAUGAGAAAGGGAAGAAGGUCACUGAAGAAAUCAACUCUGAUUCCAGCAAUAGCAACAACAACAAAUUCAGUGGCAAUGAUGCCUUGUCUGAAAGUGAGAAUGGUUUCAAACAAGGGGGCAAGGACGUAGGUUUCCGAGGUGGCAUUGACAUAAAUAGAGUUGUCCCCGAGGAAUUAGAAUCUAAUGUGGGCGAUGUUGCGAAGAAAUCCAUCUCCAGUAAAGGUAAAGUGGAUCCUGGCACGUUAGCCAUGAGUUCAACAAAGAAAGUUGUUAGUCCUAACAAGACUGAGCACAAUGGUGAGCCAUCCUCGGUUCCAACUAAGUUAGGUGAGACCGAUGACUUUGCGGCAAGAUUGCUCAAGAAUCUUGCGAGCAAAUUCGCAGUGCUCGCAAUGUUGGAAGCAUGGGCACACGACUUGUUAGAUAUUUUUCCAAAUUUGACAACACGCAGCAAAGCCAAGAAAAUGGUGGUUGAAGACACCUUCUCAAUCCUCUACGCAACCAUGCGACAUAUGGAGGUAACCCUUUUUGAUGAAAUGAAUGAUGACUUCUUCUAUUUGUGUAGGGAUGCCAUUGAUGACGUCGAAAGUAUAAAUUUUGAGGACGAUGUCAUCCACACACAUCUAUCAAAUUUGGCAAAGGCAUACCUUAGGAAGACUAUGUUUGGCAUGGCUGGAAGUGACAUGGUUGAGAGCUUGGAUGAGUGCAUUAAGGAGCAGGCAAAGCAUGUCAAAAAGUUGCAAAAAUCCUUGAUUGAGACGAAAGAGCUUGUGCUCAAGCUGGAAAAGGGACUGGUGUUAACUAAGGGAUACAUGGGAUCACUCAACCAAGAAAAAAAGUGCCUGAGUUCCAAUGGUGCAGUCGAGGUUCACCAAACCUGCAUUGAGGCUGGCAAGGCUUUUAAGGAUGAGCCUGGUCUUUUCCUACCAUGAGCAAUCAUGUGUCCCAGCUUUCUCUUCAUCUCUUAUUCUUCUUCCUUUGUAAUGUGUUCACUAUUGACGAUAUUGCCAUGAUGUAACCCUCUAGUUAUGUUUGUUUUGGAUUGAACAUCUUUAUUUCCAACGAAGUCUAGACCCUGCUACUUGUUUGUUUUCUUGCUUAUAUCUUUCUGAUGUUUUGAGUGUGGCACUUGGACGAAUAGAUUUAUGUUAUUUAC